AUGGAUAAUUCUGAUUAUUCGAGGAAUCGGAACAAUGAGCAUUUAGGUGUUAACAAAAUUGGGAAAGCGAUCAGGAAAAGUCCAUUACACCAACCAAGUUUCGCGAAUCCGGCGAGACAACAACCUCAACCUCAAGUAUACAACAUCAACAAGAACGAUUUUCAGAGUAUUGUUCAGCAGCUCACCGGUUCACCUUCCCGGAAUUCUCAGGAGCCACUUCCGAGACCUCCGCAGAACUCACCUAAACCACCUAGCAUGCGGUUGCAAAGAAUCCGGCCAUCACCAUUAGCUCCGCUUAAUGUAAACCGCCCUAGAAUGCCCAUUCCCAUUCAUCAUAUGGGACAAGAUCAGAUGUCUCGCUCCCAGAUGCCUCCGCUUCGUCCACCAAAUGGUGCAGUGCUUGGCGCGCCUCCUUAUAAUGGUAAUUAUGCUAGACCUGCCCACCAUGGUCAACAACGGCCACCACCAGGUAUGCCACAACCACCACCCAUGGCUUCCGGUGAUCAUACAGGGUGGGCAAACACCGCCGAGUCUCCUAUCUCUGCUUAUAUGCGUUACCUUCAGCAUUCCAUCAUAGAUUCAACUCAAGGUCAAGGUCAAGGAAAUCAACAACAACAACAACCCCCUCACCCUCAAUACCAACAAAAUCCUCAAGGUCAACAUCAGCAACCGGGAUUGCUUCCGUAUCCACUUCCAUCUCCUCGGAUGAACAAUGGAGCUCCUCCUCUUCCAUCUCCCCGGAUGAACGGACCUCCACCUCUUCCGUCACCAAGAAUGAACAUGAACGGUCCUCCACCACUUUUACCAUCACCAACUUCUCAGUUUCUUCUUCCAUCUCCAUCUGGUUACUUAAACUUAUUGUCUCCUCGAUCACCAUACCCUUUACUUUCUCCUGGUUAUCAGCAUCCUCCACCAUUAACACCGAAUUUUUCAUUCUCACCCAUGACUCAACCAGGAGUGUUAGGACCUGGACCACCACCUCCACCUUCUCCUGGCAUGGGGUUUCCAUCUCCAGGUUUUUUCUCAAUUCAAAGUCCAAGAUGGAGGGAUUAG
Molecule: messenger RNA, 1053 nt
Organism: Lactuca virosa
Lineage: Eukaryota; Viridiplantae; Streptophyta; Magnoliopsida; Asterales; Asteraceae
Source: the annotation of a GenBank genome assembly